CUACUUUUCGUCAGUCUUUGCAUUCUCCAUAAAAUUCCAUCAAGAAGCUCGUCAGCGGCUAUUAACUGCAUCAACCUGCGCAGUAUCUCACCUCGAGACAAAAUCAAUUCUCCUCAUACAUUCUACAAGAAUAUCGUGGGUUGCUAUGGGAUUCGAACUCAACUAUCAUCUUGGCACUGGGAAACCCAGUACUGAAAAAAGAUACAGAGUCUCUCAAGUUCUUUCAGAUCAUCAAGUCCCUCAUGUGGUCUGGUUUGAAGAUGCUCUUGUCCACUAUGGUGUUCCUACCGCGGUGUUUGACCUAUAUAUCCUCGUCGAGGAUAUUGAACUAACAGCUGAAUGUCUUGCAAAAGCUGGAUGGACUUUUGAUAUGCAUAGACCACAUCGUAUUGGGAAUGCAGAGGUUGACUUGAUGAGCCUCCCUCAACAGCGAUUAAUAUCUGCGGAUAACCACACGAGAACUAUCCUUCUUCCUGCUACCGACUGGAACUUUUCCCUAACUGACGCGCAACUGGAAUAUGCCGAUAUACGACCGGACUCUGCAUCUUCAGACAAUAAAUUACCAUUCAAAGUUCCAUUUCCACCACUAGCCGGCUUGCUAGAUGCACUCAUUGAGAGCUGGCUAGAGUGUCCUAGCGAUGAUACAAUGCUGUCGAUUGUCCUGGCUUGUCAAAUCUCUUACCUCUAUGCACAUGUUCCAGUUUUGAAGCAACAAAAGUCAUUUGUUGAGCAGAUGAGAUAUGAACAUCGUCAAUUUCACUUCGACGUGUUGGCAGGAAUGGAGACCGGUACACUGCCAUUUCGAAGACACCAGCGGCCUAUUCGUGAUGCGCUACGACGGGGAGAGUACGAGUUACGGGAAUGCUCUGCCCCCCGCGACACUAAAGAGCUUUUUUUUCCUCUGGGGAGGCUUGGCUCGAAGCCGGUUGAAGAAGAGCAGCAGGAUGAGGAUACCACCUGAAGGGAAUCUUGCAAGGUUUUCUCUUUUGUUUAGCCUCAUUCAUUGUUUCGAAUACCC
Molecule: messenger RNA, 1018 nt
Organism: Aspergillus campestris IBT 28561
Lineage: Eukaryota; Fungi; Ascomycota; Eurotiomycetes; Eurotiales; Aspergillaceae
Exons: 2
Coding region: 146-961 (271 amino acids)
Source: RefSeq, a predicted model, not a curated record